Musca vetustissima is the source of this 1188-nucleotide messenger RNA. It is a transcript of the gene tan, whose product is annotated as beta-alanyl-dopamine/carcinine hydrolase. The transcript has 8 exons. The record is from RefSeq and is a predicted model, not a curated record. Bases 22 to 1188 code for a protein of 388 amino acids. NCBI's taxonomy places the organism in Eukaryota, Metazoa, Arthropoda, Insecta, Diptera, Muscidae.
ACCAAGCAACAAAACAAAAAAAUGACCGCUAAAAAUAUUCCUCGUCGCCAGGCUAUUCCCAUCCUUUAUACUCGGGGCACUCACUAUGAUGUGGGAUUUGAUAUGGGUCGCACAUUUGCCUCAAUGAUAAAGAACUUUUUAUUGCUCUCCGGUCCUUUAAAUGAUGUCUAUUUGCCAUUGUAUGCCACCGAGAAGGGAAAAAAUGCCUACAAUGAAACACUGGAGACGGUGAAAAAUUCAUUCCCUCAAUAUAUUCGUGAAUUGGAGGGUGUAGCCGAUGGUGCUCAAGUUGAAUUUCAUAAGCUCUUCCUCUUGCACAUGGAUGAUAUCCUGCCCCAGAGUGUUAAGCAUUUGAAUACGAUCAAAAAACAACCGGUUGGAUGUUCUACUAUUAUUGUCAAUAACGAUAAGGAGAGAGUUUUGGGCCACACCGAAGAUGCCCUAACAGAAACAUUGAAUCACUAUUACUUUGUUGUGGCUCACAUCAUCAACGAUACACCGCAAGGCAAAUACAAUGUAAAAGAGGAACGUUUUAUGUCGCUAUGCUAUGCUGGCCAUUUGCCAGGCUAUACCAUGAAUUACAAUCACCAUGGCUUGGUAUUUUCGAUUAAUACCCUAUCGGCUGAGGUAUUGCGAAGUGGCAAGACACCAAGACACUUCAUUACCCGUGCCCUUCUAAGUGCCGACAGCACGGAUCAGGCCAUGAAAAUUAUUCGUGAUGCUGGUGUGGGUGCUGGAGAUGGUUGUUCCAUUAAUAUGUGCUUCAUAAACGAUCCUUCCAAUUUGUGCUAUAACAUUGAAAUGGCUCCCACCGAGGGCAACUCCAAAGAGUCCACAUUGAAUAUUCGUAAAAUUGAGAAAGGAGACCACAGCUAUCAUGCCAAUAAAUACGAACGCAUCGAAAUCGAACAGGGCAAUCAGAUUAUGAUCGAUUCCAGUGUAUCGCGUAUGAACACAUUUAGCACCUAUGAACCGGCUAAAUCGAAACAGGAUGUUAUUAAUAUGUUGGGUGAUUGUUCGGGUGGUGAACAUUGUGUUUUCCGUGAAAAUAAUUCGUUGGAUCAAGAGGUGAAAACAAUUGCCAUUGGUAUUUUCGAUUUGAAUGAGAGAACUGUUGCCUUAUAUUCGGAUAAUCCACGAAAUAAUGAACCCCAUGUUGUUUUGCCAAUGAUAUUGAAGGAUAAUUAA